CGGGGCAGCUGUGGCGGGAGCGGGCCCGGCGGGGCCCGGCCAGGCCGCCAUGUAUGCGGGGCUGCAGGAGCUGGGGGUGGCCAACGGCGAGGACCUGAAGGAGACGCUGACCAACUGCACGGAGCCGCUGAAGGCCAUCGAGCAGUUCCAGACAGAAAAUGGAGUGCUCCUGCCCUCGCUGCAGUCGGCCCUGCCCUUCCUGGACCUGCACGGCACCCCCCGGCUGGAGUUCCACCAGUCGGUUUUCGACGAGCUGAGGGAGAAGCUGCUGGAGAGGGUCUCUGCCAUCGCUUUGGAAGGGAAAGUUGAGGAGAGAUACAAGAAGCUGGAAGAUCUCCUAGAGAAGAGCUUUUCCCUGGUCAAGAUGCCUUCCAUACAGCCUGUGGUAAUGUGUGUCAUGAAGCACUUGCCCAAGGUCCCUGAAAAGAAGCUGAAGUUAGUAAUGGCUGAUAAGGAUUUAUAUAAAGCAUGUGCAGUGGAGGUGAAGCGCCAGAUUUGGCAGGAUAACCAGGCUCUGUUUGGUGAUGAGGUAUCUCCACUGCUGAAGCAAUAUAUACUGGAGAAAGAAAAUACUCUCUUCAGCAAUGAUAUUUCUGUCUUGCACAAUUUCUUCAGUCCGUCUCCCAAAACAAGACGUCAAGGAGAGGUGGUUCAGAAGCUGACCCAGAUGAUUGGGAAGAACGUGAAGCUCUAUGAUAUGGUGUUGCAGUUUCUGAGAACCUUGUUCCUUCGGACAAGGAAUGUUCAUUACUGCACGCUACGGGCAGAGCUCCUGAUGUCGCUGCAUGACCUGGAAAUCAGUGAAAUCUGCACCGUUGACCCCUGUCAUAAGUUCACCUGGUGCCUUGAUGCUUGCAUUCGGGAGAAGUUUGUGGACAACAAGAGAGCUCGGGAAUUGCAAGGGUUUCUGGAUGGAGUGAAGAAAGGACAAGAACAAGUGUUGGGGGACUUAUCAAUGAUCUUGUGUGAUCCCUUUGCCAUUAACACCUUAGCCUUGAGUACCAUAAGGCACCUGCAAGACCUGGUUGGGCAGGACACCUUACCCAGGGAAAGCCCAGAUCUGCUGCUGCUCCUUAGGAUGCUGUCUUUGGGACAGGGGGCCUGGGACAUGAUUGACAGUCAAGUCUUCAAGGAACCAAAAAUGGAAGCUGAGUUGAUCACGAAGUUCUUACCUAUGCUGAUGUCUUUUGUGGUGGAUGACCACACAUUCAAUGUGGAUCAGAAACUGCCCUCAGAGGAGAAGGGGCCAAUUCCCUACCCCAGCACCAUUCCUGAAGCUUUCACCAAAUUCUUGCAGGAGAACAGAAUAGCUUGUGAGAUUGGGCUGUAUUACAUUCUUCACAUCACUAAACAGAGGAACAAGAAUGCUUUCCUUAGGCUCCUGCCAGCACUGGUUGAGACAUUCAGUGACUUGGCCUUCAGUGAUAUUUUUCUGCAUCUGCUUACUGGUAACCUCACGCUGCUGGGUGAUGAAUUUGCACUCGAGGAGUUCUGCACCAGUCUCUUUGAUGGCUUCUUUCUCACUGCCUGCUCAAGAAAGGAGAACGUACACAGACAUGUGCUAAGACUGCUGCUUCAUCUGCAUCACAAAGUGGCGCCUGCCAAAUUAGAGUCUCUCCAGAAGGCUUUGGAACCCACCAAGCAGAGUGGGGAAGCUGUGAAGGAGCUUUAUAACCAACUCACUGAGAAACUGGAGCUUCGCAAGCCAAGUCCAGCUGAAGUGACUGAGACUCCCUCCAUGGAACUGCCCUUGCCCACUGUGCCCACACCAGCCUCGCGCUGAGCUAUGCCUGUAGUGCAAGAGUGAGACAGGAGAAGAACUAACCUAGUGCUCUGCAGCGUGAAGGCACUGUACUGCCUUUCAAGUGUCUCUGCCUACAGGGUGGAAACAAAAAAAAGCCACUGAAGCUCUUUCAGGAAACACUGCAGUUUACCCAACUCACUGGCUUUUGCUGGUUAGAAAACUCUGCAGUGCAUUGCAAAGGUUUACUUUUCUUAAAGAUAGCUGAGUGUCUUGUAGAUCCACUUAAAAUUUGACUGUACAUUUUUUUUCAAAAAGAAAAUGCGUAUUUUUAA
Messenger RNA from Aquila chrysaetos chrysaetos, 2076 nucleotides. It is a transcript of the gene NELFB, whose product is annotated as negative elongation factor complex member B. Gene Ontology annotation, cellular component: NELF complex; nucleus. The coding region runs from base 50 to 1783 and encodes 577 amino acids. The record is from RefSeq and is a predicted model, not a curated record. The transcript has 13 exons. Lineage: Eukaryota; Metazoa; Chordata; Aves; Accipitriformes; Accipitridae. Gene Ontology annotation, biological process: negative regulation of transcription elongation by RNA polymerase II.